CUAUUAGCCUCUGUUUGUGCUCUUUAUAUAAGCGAUGCUGAACUAUAAAGCGAGCACUGCACAGACGGCCGGCAAGGCCACCGGCCGGUGCCAAAAAGCCGUGCCGCAUGUGCCCAUCAGUAAGGGUAGCCUUCGUUCCUGCAGCGCGGCACCUUUUAGCGGCAUCAACAUUAAGGCGGCAUCGGCAGCAUCUGCAUGGGGAUUUCGUAGCAAUGGCCGUGUGCCUUGCCGCGUUGCCGCAAGCACUGCGCCAGCGGAGGACUUCCGCAAGCGCGACCCCAAGGACGUGCGCGUGUUAGUGGUGGGCCCCACAGGUUACAUCGGCAAGUUCGUGGUGAAGGAGCUUGUGAAGCGUGGCUACAAUGUCGUGGCCUUUGCACGCGAGCAGGCUGGUAUUAAGGGCAAGAUGAACAAGGAAGAUACCAUGAAGGAAUUUCCAGGGGCUGAAGUGCGGUUCGGCUCUGUGCUGGAUCACGACUCGUUGCGGAAGGUGGCGUUCAGGGAACCGGUGGAUGUGGUGGUCAGCUGCUUGGCGAGCCGUACCGGGGGCAAGAAGGACUCCUGGUUGAUCGACUACACGGCCACCAAGAACACGCUCGAUGUGGCGAGGGAGUCGGGCUCGAAACACUUUGUGCUGCUGUCCGCGAUUUGCGUCCAGAGACCACUACUGGAGUUCCAGCGUGCCAAGCUCAAGUUCGAGGCGGAUCUGCAGGCCGCCGGCGACAUCACCUAUUCGAUUGUGCGGCCGACCGCGUUUUUCAAGAGUAUCGCCGGUCAGAUUGACAUUGUGAAGAAGGGCAAUCCGUACGUCAUGUUUGGCGAUGGCAACCUGGCGGCGUGCAAACCCAUCAGCGAGGCUGACCUGGCGUCCUUCAUUGCAGAUUGCGUGACGGAGGAGGACAAGGUUAACAAGGUCCUGCCAAUCGGCGGCCCGAGUCGCGCCUACACCGCCAAGCAGCAGGCCGACCUGCUGUUCCAGAUCACCGGCCUGCCACCCAAGUACUUCCCAGUGCCAGUGGCGCUCAUGGACGGCAUGAUCUCCAUCUUUGAUGCUCUGGCGCGGCUGUUCCCAUCUCUGGAGGACACGGCUGAGUUUGCUCGCAUCGGCAAGUAUUAUGCAACGGAGUCGAUGCUCGUCUGGGACGAGCAGCGCGGGGUGUAUUUGGAGGAGGCUACCCCUGGGUACGGCAAGGAGACGCUGGAGGAGUUUUUCUCACGAGCUGUCAAGGAGGGGCUCAAGGGCCAGGAGCUGGGAGACCAGGCCGUCUUUGGUCAGCAAUGAAAAAACUGCGUGAGACCCAAGACGAUUUCUUUGUCUUACUGGAUUGCUAGCGGGUGAACACCCGGCCGCAGCGGCGGUUAAGGUUGCGGGCCGCUUGAGACUCCCAGACGCUGGUUGGCGCAGGCCAUCUCAGUAGGGAGCCUGGGAUGGCUUGUUGGAGGAUUGUUGCAAUCUAGCUGAGGGUUGAGCGUUUGAGCGUCGGCUGUGAUUACCGGUAAUGAAGGCUGGGAGGGUACGGCCGAGGAGGCUGGUUAAUCACCUUGUUUUGCGCAUGACGUGAAAAGGGCAGCUAUGGGCUCAUUUAACACAGCUCGGGCUUUAGAAAAGGCUAACCAGGAUUGAGCACAGCUGUAUGGGAUAUGGACAUGAGGUACCUGCGGCAGUCUUUACCCUCGCAGCUUACUGAGGGGCAAUGUUCUUGGCGUCGGGGUGUGCUACCUGCACCUUGCGAAGGGCGCGUAGGGGAAUGGUCUGGAGCCUCGCAGUCGUUGAUACAUGCGCACACAUGUUAGCGUGGAUGGGCUUUUUACGUGGUGGAAGGCGGGCCGUACCGUGAACUCAAAAAUGGAAGAAGAACUAUAUUAAUUCCAAAUUUUGCCAAAGGCUGUAAUGUGCCAUCUUUC
Molecule: messenger RNA, 1905 nt
Organism: Volvox carteri f. nagariensis
Lineage: Eukaryota; Viridiplantae; Chlorophyta; Chlorophyceae; Chlamydomonadales; Volvocaceae
Exons: 9
Coding region: 35-1282 (415 amino acids)
Molecular function (GO): oxidoreductase activity
Source: RefSeq, a predicted model, not a curated record